Messenger RNA from Acanthosepion pharaonis, 765 nucleotides. The record is from the annotation of a GenBank genome assembly. Lineage: Eukaryota; Metazoa; Mollusca; Cephalopoda; Sepiida; Sepiidae.
AUGGCAGACAACCCCUCCGAUCUAAGCCAUCUCUUUUUUAACUUUUGUUACCAUUUCGCUCCCCCAAACUCAUUUCCUUUUGGCAGUGCUUUACUCUCUUUGUGUGUGUUUCUCUCUCCUUCUCCCUCUCUCUCCUUCUCUUUCCUUCUCUCCUCUCUCUCUCUCUCUCAUGCUCUCUCCUUCUCUCUCUCUCUUUCUCUCUCCUUCUCUCUCUCAUUCUCUCUCUUCUUUUCUCUCCUUCUCUCUCUCCUUCUCUCGCCUCUCUCUCUCCUUCUCUCUCCUCCCUCUCUCCUUCUCUCUCUCCUUCUCUCUCUUCUUCUCUCUUCUCUCUCUCCUUCUCUCUCCUUCUCUCUCCUUCUCUCUCUCCUUCUCUCUCCUCCCUCUCUCCUUCUCUCUCUCAUUCUCUCUCUCUUCUCUCUCCUUCUCUCUCUCCUUCUCUCGCCUCUCUCUCUCUCUUCUUCUCUCUCUCCUUCUCUCUCUUCUUCUCUCUCCUUCUCUCUCCUCCCCUCUCUCCUUCUCUCUCUCUUCUUCUCUCUCCUUCUCUCUCCUUCUCUCUCCUUCUCUCUCCUCUCUCUCUUCUUCUCUCUCUCUCUCUCCUCUCUCUCCGUCCGUCUCUCCUUCUCUCUCUCCUUCUUUCUCCUUCUCUCUCUUCUUCUUUCUCCUUCUCUCUCCUUCUCUCUCACCUUCUCUCUCCUCUACCUCUUCUUCUCCCUCUCCUUCUCUCUCUCCUUCUCUCUCUCUCAUUCCAUUUCUCUUCAUCUUUGA